This is a messenger RNA of Nothobranchius furzeri (turquoise killifish), 1632 nucleotides long. RefSeq names its product transcription factor GATA-3. Lineage: Eukaryota; Metazoa; Chordata; Actinopteri; Cyprinodontiformes; Nothobranchiidae. Gene Ontology annotation, biological process: cell fate commitment; negative regulation of transcription by RNA polymerase II; positive regulation of transcription by RNA polymerase II. The record is from RefSeq and is a predicted model, not a curated record. Gene Ontology annotation, molecular function: DNA-binding transcription factor activity, RNA polymerase II-specific; zinc ion binding; RNA polymerase II cis-regulatory region sequence-specific DNA binding.
AGGGUUUGUGGGAGGAGCCAGACUACCCCUCCUUCUCCUGAUGCCCCUCCUCUUCCUCCUGGUGACCCCCAACCCCUUCCCCAGAGCAGACUCGUCUUCAUUCAGGGGAAAAACCUCGAACCCUGAGCAGAUCUGAGUUUCCUCUGAAAGCUCCUCAGACGUCAGAGAGGGCUCUCGCUCCGUCUUCUCGGAUCAACGGGAACAUGGCCGACUAUUCCCUGGCAGCUGACUGGUCCACAACUUUUCUGGACACCGGGUGUGAAACAUCAUCGGGUUUCAUUGCAAAGGUUGGCUCCGCCCCUUCAGAAUCACUCCUCCAGUCUCGCUGCCAGCUGCCAGCUGAUACCAGCUUGCCGCUCCUGGAUCGCUCUCCCUGGUUGGAAGAUCUCAGCUGUCAGUCAUUCAGCUCUGCCUACAUCCUGCCGCCUCCCUCGCCAUCCUUACACGAGCUGGCUCCACCCCCCAAAUCACUUACCUGUUCAGCACCUGGAUUAGGCAGUUUCUAUGGCAACCCGUUCACUCCUCCGUCCUCUGCAGGUGAUUGGACGUCACCUGCCAGGUGUCCCCCAGAGCAGCGAGAGUGUGUUAGCUGCAGGAUGAACAGCGCCUCCCUGUGGAGAAGUGAACACCUGUGUUACACCUGCAGCCUCCACCAGCAGGAGGACCACGAUGCACCGCUGUUGAAACCAAAGAGGAGAUCUACGGUGACGAGGAGGAGCGGAACUCGUUGUUCAAACUGUGAGACGGAAAACACGAGUCUGUGGAGAAGGAGCGCUGCUGGAGAACCCGUCUGCAACGCCUGUGGGCUGUACUACAAACUACACCAGGUCCGAAGGCCUCUGAUCUUAAAGAGAGAAGAAAUCCAGACCAGAAAUCGUAAGGUGACCAGCAAGAGGAAGAUGAAGUAGUGAGUCGACCAAUCAGAUACUAGCUCCUCCCUGUGGAGAGGGGGGUGUAUCUAUAUCUAUCACCGUGGCAACAGACUCCAUCAAAUCUGCUCCAGGUCCAUUUUCCUCCUGAUGAGUUCAGUCCAACUCGUUCUCAUCAACAUGCGGACGAGUCGAUGUCAGAACAGAUUUAUGUUUCAGACUCGGGCCGCUGACGCGUGUCGUCUUCUACUUCCUUGAUGAACACUUGCUGCAUCAUCUUAUCUGCGGUUGCCAUGGUGACUCCAAGCAUCAGGGUUCCAUUGAUGAUGGCGUAUUUAAUACCAUGAACCACCGCCGACCCUCUUCCAGCUGCCUCCACCUCGUCACUCUCAGUUUAUUCUUCAAUCCCAGCUGAGUCCAGAUGUUUUUGUCUCAGGUUUUUCCAGAUGUUCAGGUCCUGCAGGUUCUUCAGUCUGAAAAGAACUUUUGUUUAUAAAUCAGAAAUAAAUGUUUUUGAUGAGACAAGAGCCUUCAGAAGGUAUCAGCUGUUGUUUGUUUAUUUCUUCAUAAACACAAACAUGUUUGUGAACUCAAUGUUCUCUCAUUGAAGAAGAAGAAGAAAAUAUCAUUUCUAUAGCACCUCUCAAGAUAAAAAUCACGAGGCGCUUCACAAAAACAAAAAUGUAAAAAUAUAAAAAAGAAUUUAGAAAAUGUUUAAAAAGAUAUUUAAAAUGAGCAAAAAUAGACAAUUGUGAGUAAAAAA